This is a messenger RNA of Carica papaya (papaya), 1630 nucleotides long. RefSeq names its product 26S proteasome regulatory subunit 8 homolog A. Lineage: Eukaryota; Viridiplantae; Streptophyta; Magnoliopsida; Brassicales; Caricaceae. The record is from RefSeq and is a predicted model, not a curated record. Gene Ontology annotation, molecular function: ATP hydrolysis activity; ATP binding.
AGUCGCUCGCAUCUCCUUCCCGAAGCCCGGAACUUGCUAGCUUGAUCCCAAAGAAAACUCUCUCUCUCUUUCUUUCUCUCAAGUCUCAUCAUAUUCUGCUCAACCUAGCGGUUAAUUCCUGUAUUCCUGAUCGGAACUCGUACCAAUGGCGGCCGUUGGCAUCGAGAUGAAGCAGCCGGAAUUGGCAGUGCCGGAGGAGACUUGCUCCGCGAAAGGGGCCGUGAAGCAAGGAGAAGGGCUGAGGCAGUACUAUCUGCAGCACAUCCUGGAGCUCCAGCGACAGGUUAGACAAAAGACGCACAACCUCAAUCGCCUUGAAGCGCAACGUAAUGAGCUCAAUUCUAGAGUGAGAAUGCUUAGAGAAGAACUGCAACUGCUUCAGGAACCUGGUUCAUAUGUUGGUGAAGUUGUCAAAGUCAUGGGAAAAAACAAGGUUCUGGUUAAGGUUCAUCCAGAAGGAAAAUAUGUAGUUGAUAUUGAUAAAAAUAUUGAUAUCACAAAGAUCACUCCAUCGACGAGAGUUGCACUCCGUAAUGACAGUUAUGUACUCCAUCUGAUCUUGCCAAGCAAAGUAGAUCCCCUGGUUAACCUUAUGAAGGUUGAAAAAGUUCCAGAUUCCACGUAUGACAUGAUUGGUGGUCUUGAUCAGCAAAUCAAGGAAAUAAAGGAGGUUAUUGAGCUUCCGAUAAAGCAUCCUGAACUAUUUGAGUCUCUCGGUAUAGCUCAGCCAAAGGGUGUCUUGCUAUAUGGCCCGCCUGGUACAGGAAAGACACUGUUGGCUAGGGCUGUGGCCCAUCAUACUGAUUGUACUUUUAUCACGGUUUCUGGUUCUGAGUUAGUUCAGAAAUAUAUUGGUGAAGGCUCUAGAAUGGUUAGAGAAUUGUUUGUUAUGGCAAGGGAGCACGCACCAUCUAUAAUUUUCAUGGAUGAAAUUGAUAGCAUUGGAUCUGCUAGAAUGGAGUCUGGAAGUGGUAAUGGUGACAGUGAAGUGCAAAGAACUAUGUUAGAGCUUCUGAAUCAACUUGAUGGAUUUGAAGCAUCAAAUAAGAUCAAGGUUUUGAUGGCCACAAAUCGAAUUGAUAUUUUGGAUCAAGCUCUUCUCAGGCCAGGACGAAUCGACAGGAAGAUUGAAUUUCCAAAUCCCAAUGAAGAGUCUCGUUUCGAUAUCUUAAAAAUACACUCAAGAAGAAUGAAUUUAAUGCGAGGAAUUGAUUUGAAGAAGAUAGCAGAAAAGAUGAAUGGUGCCUCAGGUGCAGAGCUCAAGGCGGUAUGCACGGAAGCAGGGAUGUUUGCUCUAAGGGAGCGGAGGGUACAUGUAACUCAGGAAGAUUUUGAGAUGGCAGUCGCAAAGGUGAUGAAGAAGGAGACAGAGAAGAACAUGUCACUAAGGAAGCUUUGGAAGUAAAUCUGGGGUAAUGUAUGUUUUCUCCCCCUUGUUUUGGGAUCAAACAGAAUGGACAUGCAAACCUGUGUAUUUUUAUGAAGCUGGAUAAUUUGGAUACCAAAGAAACUGUCUUCUCUUUUUAUUAGACCAACAGGCCCUUUUGGUCUGUUUUUGACAAGAGGUUGCAAGUUGCCCAUCUUUGAAAUCUGUGAUUCAAAGAAUCUAUUAUAUGUAUUUUCAUGAAAA